Messenger RNA from Phragmites australis (common reed), 366 nucleotides. RefSeq lists its product as uncharacterized. NCBI's taxonomy places the organism in Eukaryota, Viridiplantae, Streptophyta, Magnoliopsida, Poales, Poaceae. The transcript has 2 exons. The coding region runs from base 103 to 318 and encodes 71 amino acids. The record is from RefSeq and is a predicted model, not a curated record.
AAAACAACAAAAGCAAGACGCUCCCGCCGCCGCAGCAUAGGACUCUCCACCCGUCGGCAUCGAGCAGAGCGAUCCGGGGGGAGCAAGGAGGAGGAGGAGAAGAUGGGAGGCGGGAUGGAGGUGCACAAGAACCGGUGGAUCGAGGAGUGGAACGCCGGCCGCGAGAACCUCGAGUUUAACUUCCGCUGGACGCGCCGCAACCUCGCCGUCGUCAGCCUCUUCGGCCUCGCCGUCCCUAUCCUCGUCUACAAGGGCAUCGUCCGCGAAUUCCACAUGCAAGAUGAGGAUGCAGGAAGACCGUUGAGGAAAUUGUUGUAACCUGCCAUGAUCCUCGUUUUGGUUCAAGAAAUAAGCAUUUUUGCCAGA